Molecule: messenger RNA, 2491 nt
Organism: Osmia bicornis bicornis
Lineage: Eukaryota; Metazoa; Arthropoda; Insecta; Hymenoptera; Megachilidae
Gene: bor
Product: ATPase family AAA domain-containing protein 3A homolog
Exons: 4
Coding region: 159-1997 (612 amino acids)
Biological process (GO): mitochondrion organization
Cellular component (GO): mitochondrion
Molecular function (GO): ATP binding; ATP hydrolysis activity; zinc ion binding
Source: RefSeq, a predicted model, not a curated record
ACUGAUGCGUUUCGUUGUUCUUGGUCCGAAGUCCACUCGUUUCAGUUUUCAUGCUAGUAGUGCACGUGGAAAUUCCUCGUGAUAACAAUAAGGAGAGGAGCAAAAGAUACACGUCCUGCUGAUCAAUUAUAAUAACAUUCUGAAUCAUAGUUUAAAUCAUGUCGUGGCUUUUCGGAUAUCGUAACGCGCAACCACAAGAUUUUUCACAAUUCGCACAACCACCGGCAUCCGGCGGUGCGAUUGGCGGUGGAGAUGAUUUUCAUCAUCCACCACCGAGAACUCAAAUGGAACCUUAUCGAUUUGAUUCGACCGCUUUGGAAAGAGCAGCAUCGGCUGCUAAGGAACUUGAAAGAUCCGCACACGCAAAAGAAGCAUUGGAACUUUCGAAAUUGCAAGAGGCUACUAAGCAAAUGGAAAGACAAGCAGAGGUAAAAAAAUAUGAAGCAGGCAUAGAGCAAAUGAAAGCGGAACAAAAACGCGUAGAAGGAGAAGAGAGGAGAAAAUCCUUACAAGAAGAGACUAAGCAACAUCAAAUGAGAGCUCAGUAUCAAGAUCAACUUGCAAGGAAACGAUACGACGAUCAACUGAUACAGCAGCAAAGAAUGAACGACGAGAAUUUGAGGAGGCAGGAGGAAUCUGUAGCGAAACAAGAAGCCAUGAGGAAAGCUACGAUAGAACACGAAAUGGAAUUGAGGCACAGAAAUGAAAUGAAAAAGUUGGAAGCAGAGGUGAAAGCCAAAGCGAAAAUAGACAGAGAGAAUCAAGAUUUAAACUUAGAACAAAUUAGAGUAAAAGCAUCUGAAAAGAGAGUGACGGUAUUGGAAUCGAUAAAAACCGCUGGUUCGGUGUUAGGCUCCGGUAUGACAGCAUUCCUACAAGACUGGGACAAAAUUCUCGCUGCCACCGGAGGUUUAUCUCUGUUGGCUUUCGGCGUCUAUACCGCAAAAGGCUCGACGGGUAUAGCGGCACGGUACAUUGAAUCACGUUUAGGAAAACCAUCGUUGGUUCGAGAAACGUCUAGGUUUACGGUUUUGGAUACGUUACAGCAUCCAAUCCAGGCGGUAAAGAAACUAAAAAGUAAGCAGACCGAUGCUCUGUCCGGCGUUGUGUUAGCCCCAAAGCUCGAGGAAAGAUUGCGCGACAUAGCGAUAGCUACAAAGAACACUAAACAAAAUCGUGGAAUGUAUAGAAACAUACUGAUGCAUGGUCCUCCUGGUACUGGUAAGACUAUGUUUGCUAAGAAACUAGCCGAACACUCGGGUAUGGACUAUGCUAUCGUAACCGGUGGUGAUUUGGCACCGUUGGGUCGUGACGGUGUUACCGCAAUUCAUAAGGUGUUCGAUUGGGCGGCAACGUCUAGAAAGGGUCUCCUACUUUUCAUCGACGAAGCCGAUGCCUUCCUAAGGAAGAGAUCGAGCGAACAUAUAUCAGAAGAUCUAAGAGCAAUGUUGAACGCGUUUCUCUAUAGGACUGGCGAGCAGAGUAGCAAGUUUAUGUUGGUACUCGCCUCGAAUACACCGGAACAAUUCGAUUGGGCCGUAAACGACAGAUUAGACGAGAUGGUAGAGUUCCGUCUACCAGGACGAGAAGAACGCGAACGUUUAGUUCGUCUUUACUUUGAUAAAUUUGUACUUCAACCGGCGAUCGAAGGCAACAAACGAUUAAAAGUAGCGCAAUUCGAUUACGGUAUGCUUUGUAGCAAAGUCGCUAACAUGGCCGAGGGAAUGUCCGGCAGAGAGUUGGCAAAGUUAGCUGUUACCUGGCAAGCAGCAGCGUACGCUUCCGAGGAUGGAGUGCUGACGGAACAGAUGAUCCUAGAUAAAUGCACAGAGGCGAUUAAACAACACAGACAGAAGGUUCAAUGGCAGAGCGAACAAGAAAAGCAAGAAUCAAAGUCGAUUUAUGCCACUGAAAAAGAACUGGAUGUUAAGCCUAUAAAAUCUAAACCUAUGAUUGAAGCCGCAACUCCAGAAGCAAGUUCCGUCGCAACGGCUUAAUUAGUAAGCAUCGUUGCAUAAAAUUUAGCAAAUAUUUUACUAAAGAAAUUAGUAUUAAGUAAUUACAAGAACGGUGUAAAUGUUGUUAAAAGAAAACGUGUACAAUAUUGAGUUGUCGUUUUCUGUCUAAUGCGCGCGUGUAUAAAUAUUAUAGAGCAGUAAUGAAUUUGUUAGUAAUGUAAAUUCGUAGCUUGAUUAAAAUUUUUAAACAUACACACGCACACCAGCAAUUACAGUCAGAAAGAAAAAUGGAUAAGACAAAAUUGCAACUCGAUAGUAACGUGUUAGUGUGUGUAAAAAAAAUGACUUAUAAUUUAAUUGAUAUCAAUUAAUACCUUAUCCAAAAAUCCAUACCUUGACCUUCAUUUUUUAAAUCAUUAUACUCUCAUAACCAUCAAUCAUAAAAGCAUACAUGUUCAAAUAAUUUGACAAAAAAUAUUUAAAAGACAUUGUGUAUUCUUUCAUGACGUUUAAUAAACAUGUAAUAUUUUUUC